UGUAGGAGGGCUGUCCAGGGCCAGAUUGUACAAUGUGUCUCAGUGCCAGAGUAUGAGUGGAGAUAAUUACGGAGAAGUCAUACUCUCUCACACCCUCGGCUUUCUUGUUGUGUCCUUCAGCAAAACAGUGGAUUUAAAUCUCCUUGCACAAGCUUGAGAGCAACACAAUCUAUCAGGAAAGAAGGAAAGAAAAAAACCGAACCUGACAAAAAAGAAGAAAAAAAAUCAUGAAAACCAUCCAGCCAAAAAUGCACAAUUCUAUGUCUUGGGCAAUCUUCACGGGGCUGGCUGCUCUGUGUCUCUUCCAAGGAGUGCCCGUGCGCAGCGGAGAUGCCACCUUCCCCAAAGCUAUGGACAACGUGACGGUCCGGCAGGGGGAGAGCGCCACCCUCAGGUGCACUAUUGACAACCGGGUCACCCGGGUGGCCUGGCUAAACCGCAGCACCAUCCUCUAUGCUGGGAAUGACAAGUGGUGCCUGGAUCCUCGCGUGGUCCUCCUGAGCAACACCCAAACGCAGUACAGCAUCGAGAUCCAGAACGUGGAUGUGUAUGACGAGGGCCCUUACACCUGCUCGGUGCAGACAGACAACCACCCAAAGACCUCUAGGGUCCACCUCAUUGUGCAAGUAUCUCCCAAAAUUGUAGAGAUUUCUUCAGAUAUCUCCAUUAAUGAAGGGAACAAUAUCAGCCUCACCUGCAUAGCAACUGGUAGACCAGAGCCUACGGUUACUUGGAGACACAUCUCCCCCAAAGCGGUUGGCUUUGUGAGUGAAGACGAAUACUUGGAAAUUCAGGGCAUCACCCGGGAGCAGUCAGGGGACUACGAGUGCAGUGCCUCCAAUGACGUGGCCGCGCCCGUGGUACGGAGAGUAAAGGUCACCGUGAACUAUCCACCAUACAUUUCAGAAGCCAAGGGUACAGGUGUCCCCGUGGGACAAAAGGGGACACUGCAGUGUGAAGCCUCAGCAGUCCCCUCAGCAGAAUUCCAGUGGUACAAGGAUGACAAAAGACUGAUUGAAGGAAAGAAAGGGGUGAAAGUGGAAAACAGACCUUUCCUCUCAAAACUCAUCUUCUUCAAUGUCUCUGAACAUGACUAUGGGAACUACACUUGCGUGGCCUCCAACAAACUGGGCCACACCAAUGCCAGCAUCAUGCUAUUUGAACUAAAUGAGCCUACGAGCUCAACUUUGUUGCAAGAAGUGAAAACUACAGCCCUGACCCCUUGGAAAGGUCCAGGCGCCGUCAGCGAGGUGAGCAACGGCACGUUGAGGAGGGCAGGCUGCGUCUGGCUGCUGCCUCUUCUGGUCUUGCACCUGCUCCUCAAAUUUUGAUGUGAGUGCCACUUCCCCACCCGGGAAAGGCUGCCGCCACCACCACCACCAACACAACAGCAAUGGCAACACCGACAGCAACCAAUCAGAUAUAUACAAAUGAAAUUAGAAGAAACACAGCCUCAUGGGACAGAAAUUUGAGGGAGGGGAACAAAGAAUACUUUGGGGGGAAAAAAGUUUCAAAAAAGAAAUUGAAAAUUGCCUUGCAGAUAUUUAGGUAAAAUGGAGUUUUCUUUCUUUUCCCAAACGGGAAGAACACAGCACACCCGGCUUGGACCCACUGCAAGCUGCAUCGUGCAACCUCUCUGGUGCCAGUGUGGGCAAGGGCUCAGCCGCUCUGCCCACAGAGUGCCGCCACGUGGAAAACAUUCUGGAGCUGGCCAUCCCAAAUUCAAUCAGUCCAUAGAGACGAACAGAGUGAGACCUUCCGGCCCAAGCGUGGCGCUGCGGGCACUUUGGUAGACUGUGCCACCGCGGUGUGUGUUGUGAAACGUGAAAUAAAAAGACAGAGCAAGAAAGAAAAAGGAAACAAAA
Pongo pygmaeus (Bornean orangutan) is the source of this 1865-nucleotide messenger RNA. It is a transcript of the gene NTM, whose product is annotated as neurotrimin. Lineage: Eukaryota; Metazoa; Chordata; Mammalia; Primates; Hominidae. Bases 228 to 1331 code for a protein of 367 amino acids. The record is from RefSeq and is a predicted model, not a curated record. The transcript has 10 exons.